AUGGCAACUCCAGGAAAAGUUGGGGGGAUCUCCCUUGAAGAUGAAUACAAGAAGAGACUUUGAUCUCCAAGUCAGACAUCCAGAAGUUGAGGGAGUGGAUGCUCACGCAACCUCAUCUGCCGGCUGACGAAAUCACAGAUCUGGACCUGAUCCUCGCAUACCACUGCUGCGAACGGAGUUCUGGCGUCACCAAGACCGUGCUGGAUCUAAAUUUCACACUCAAGACUCUCUUCACAAACAUAUUCAAGGACCGGAUUGUCGACGACAAACUCAUUAAAACAUACAGGACCGCAUUGUUCCUGCCUUUGAAUGUGCGCGCCCAUGACGAUUCCGCCGUUAUCUACUGCGGACUCUUAGAUCCUGAUUACAAAAAUUUCGUUUUCUCAGAAGCGAUCAGAGCAGUUCUGAUGGUACUAGAUCUAUGGCAGUAUCAAUCGGGCACGUGGCCUGGCUUCGUGAUCCUGAUUGACCUGAACCAGAUGACACUAGGACACCUGUCCAGGCUUGACCUUCAAACACUCCAGCAGUUCCUCUAUUUCCUACAGGAAGCACUGCUGUUAAAGCUAAAGGGCCUACACUUUCUGAACGCACCGUCUUUCAUGGACAGGCUAAUGAUGCUUCUUAAGCCAUUCCUAAAGAAGCAGCUACUUGACGUUUUGCACAUCCAUCAAAUCGGCUCUAAAACCCUAGACGCGUAUGUGCCGAUGGAAGGCCUUCCAAAAGAAGCAGGCGGGAAGUUCAAGAGCUGUACCGAAGCAAGAGAUGAUAUUAUUGAAUGGGUAAAAGAAAAUCAGGAGUUCUUUAAAGAAGAAAAUAAGAAGCGAGUGAACGAAUCAAACAGACCUGGAAAACCUAAAACUAUAUCAGACAUAUUUGGUGGCGUAGAAGGCUCGUUUAAAAAGUUAGAUAUAGAUUAA
Chilo suppressalis (striped riceborer) is the source of this 917-nucleotide messenger RNA. NCBI's taxonomy places the organism in Eukaryota, Metazoa, Arthropoda, Insecta, Lepidoptera, Crambidae. The record is from the annotation of a GenBank genome assembly.